Molecule: messenger RNA, 2190 nt
Organism: Talaromyces marneffei
Lineage: Eukaryota; Fungi; Ascomycota; Eurotiomycetes; Eurotiales; Trichocomaceae
Exons: 4
Coding region: 1-2190 (729 amino acids)
Biological process (GO): biosynthetic process
Cellular component (GO): eukaryotic translation initiation factor 2B complex
Molecular function (GO): guanyl-nucleotide exchange factor activity; translation initiation factor activity; translation initiation factor binding
Source: RefSeq, a predicted model, not a curated record
AUGGGUCCGAAGCAAAAAGGCGGUGGUGGAGGAAACAAGCAAAAGGGAAAUGCGACCGAAGAAGUCGAAGAGACCCUGCAAGCAGUUGUGUUUGCGGAUACCUUCGAGACUAGAUUUGAGCCAUUUACUUUGGAGAAGCCUAGGUGCCUCCUGCCGCUGGCUAAUACUCCCCUGAUCGAAUAUACGCUGGAAUUCCUGGCUAAUGCAGGCGUACAAGAUGUGUUCCUCUACGGAGGAGCACACUCCAAUUUGCUGGAGAAGCAUAUCAGUACAUCCCGAUGGAAAGCAUCAUCCUCACCCUUCAAAAAACUCACCUUCCUCAAAUCCACCUCCACCUCCGUCGGAGACGUCAUGCGCGACCUAGACGGCAAACACCUGAUCACCGGCGACUUCAUCGCCGUCAGCGGCGACGUCGUCAGCAACUUCCCCAUCGACGAAGCCCUCUCCAAGCACCGCGCGCGUCGCCAAACAGACCGAAACGCAAUCAUGACCAUGGUAUUGCGAGAGGCCGGUGCCCAACACCGCACAAAAUCGUCUUCCGUCUCGCCUAUCUUUGUGGUUGAUCCCACAAAGGAUCGGUGUUUACACUAUGAGGAGAUUGAUCAUCAUUCUCAUGCCGAUGGGCCGGCACGGUUGACUAUUGAUACUGAGCUUCUUACGACGCAUGCAGAACUCGAUAUUCGUCAGGAUUUGAUCGAUUGUAAUAUCGAUAUUUGCACGCCGGAUGUGUUGAGUCUCUGGUCGGAUAGUUUCGAUUAUCAGGCUCCUCGUAAACACUUUCUGUACGGUGUCUUGAAGGAUUAUGAAUUGAACGGGAAAACGAUCCAUACGCAUAUCAUCAAGGAGCACUAUGCGGCUCGAGUGAGGAAUCUAAAGGCCUAUGAUGCGGUUACGAAGGAUAUCAUAUCUCGCUGGACAUACCCGCUUUGUCCAGACACGAAUCUGCUUCCGGGACACACCUACGAGUUGCGACGGGGAAAUAUAUACCAGGAACAAGGGGUGAUAUUAGCUCGUUCCUGUGUAGUUGGAAGGCGGACAGUGAUUGGUCAGGGAACGAGUAUAGGUGACAAAACCACUGUCACGAAUUCGGUCUUAGGCAGGAAUUGCCGGAUAGGCAAGAAUGUGGUUCUUGACGGAGCUUAUAUCUGGGAUGGAGCUGUCAUUGGCGAUAACACAGAGAUUCGUCAGGCGAUUGUAGCGGACAGUGUUGUUGUGGGCGAUAAUUGCAAGAUCGAGCCGGAUGUUUUGCUGUCGUAUGGUGUCAAGAUAUCGAACGGGAUCACGGUCGCCGAGGGCACUCGAGUUACUGUUGCGCCGUGCGAGGAUGGCUCGGUUCCUGAAACGGAUAGGCAGAUUGUGGGUAGCGAAGGACGAGGGUAUGAAUAUGUUGGCGAGGAAGAUGAGGAUGACGAGGAUAUCCGUAGCGAAUCCUCUGGUCUAAUCUACAACAUGGCCAAUCUAUCUCUCUCCACCGACUCCAUCUCUACGCUAUCAAGCGAACUUUCCGCUGACGAUGAGUAUUUCCACGGCCAACGAAGCGACAGCUUCGGAACUUCCGUGUCCGAAGACGAAGACCACGACCACUUCCAACACGACGCAUCCAACAAUCUGUACGAAAGUAUGCGUGACGGCGUGUCGUCCGAUGUGGUCGCCCUCGAACUAGUCAGUCUACGUAUGAGCGCCAACGCAUCGGACCACCAAGUCCGGCACGCAGUCGCUUCGUCAUUCAUGAAACGCAUCUCCCAAUUGGUCACCGAAUCCAGCAAGAGCGCCGGCGACGCAGUCCACGACGUCUUUACACGCUACAAAGACGUCGUCGACCGAUGUCUAUUUGACAAGAACAAGGAGCAGAAAACAGAUCAAAUUGAUAUGUUGCUGCAGAUACAGCAGGACCUCGUCCAUCGCACCAAGGGAGAUACCAUUCUUUUAUUUGCAGCGAAGGAGCUGUAUGAUCUAGACAUUAUUGAGGAAGAGGCGUUUGAGGCUUGGUGGGCUGAUGAGCGGUCUACUGCUACGGAGGAGAUGAAGAAGGUGAGAGCUCAGACGCAGCAGUUUGUGGAUUGGUUGGCGAAUGCGUCGGAGGAAGAUGAUGACGAUGGUGAUGAUGAUGAUGAUGACAGUGAUGAAGAUGAGAGCGACGAGGAGGAUGACGAUGACGAUGAUGCCGGGGAUGAGGAUAGUGAUGAGUAA